Molecule: messenger RNA, 924 nt
Organism: Trichomonas vaginalis G3
Lineage: Eukaryota; Parabasalia; Trichomonadida; Trichomonadidae
Product: Listeria-Bacteroides repeat domain (List Bact rpt) family
Exons: 1
Coding region: 1-924 (307 amino acids)
Source: RefSeq, a predicted model, not a curated record
AUGAAAUUAUAUAAACCUAUUAGAGGAACAGAGGGAAGUGUUUCGAACCUUGGAAAUAUUAAAGUUACAACAAAUAUAUCAAUGCCAUCCGGACCGUACUAUCUAUUAAUCGAAUGGAUUUUCACGAAUAAUGACACAGAGCCUCAUACUAUUGAUUUGCAUACUCACGCAGAUGUUCAGAUAGAAAAUAAGCAACGCACAAAUGUACAUUGGUUCCCAAGUGCAGAUGACAGGAAAGGAAUCAUUAUGCAAAAUAAAGGAUCAAAUGAUUCGCAUAUCAUCAUUGGAAAAGAAGGAUAUCAUGUCACCCCUUAUGAUAUUAUAUAUUUCGGUAGAUUUAAUAAAAGAAAUCAAUAUUAUUUUUGGAACAGAACAGAUUCAGAUUCACUUUUAGACCAUGAUGCCGUUUAUACGAUUGGGUGGACUAAUAGAAGAAUUUAUCCAGGCGAGCAAAUUAAAUUUGGUGUUUUGUAUCAUGUAAAUGAAUUUAAUGUAUCGAAACUUCCUCCUUCUCUUUUCGUUGAUGAAUCUGAUUUAAAAACUAAUUAUAGUUCAGGAGAUGAAAUUGUCAUCAAAGUCCGCGUAACUAAUAACUUAAAUAUCUCUAAAUAUGGACUUCGAGUCAACUGUACAUAUCAAAACAAAACUGAAACAUAUAUAAUUGAAGAAAGAGGGGAAAUUUCAUGGACACAUGAUUUUAAAUUUCAACUUGGCAAUAGUAUUUCUAAACACUCUGUCUAUUGUAUUGCACAAAACUUUGUUAUAGAUGGUAGUGAACCAGAUGGUCCAUUAUCUAACGAAUACAAAAGAGAUUUCAAUGUUAAUAAGGCGCCAUGUAUAUCUGAUGAACCAGAUCGUCCACAAAAUCGUAACGAUGGUUUCUUGGUUUUGGUAAUGUAUUUAGACUAUGUAGGUACUCGGUGA